CGUGAGUUAUGAUUUGUUUCGCGCGUUGUUUACGUGUUGUUUUGGAGUGCACCCACAGAACCAAAUAAGUUCGACUUUCUGGAAGGGGGCCAAGGUCGAAUGCACUCUUGUCUCUCUUGCGCGCGAGCUUGUCACCGUAAGUCAUCUUUUGUCGCUUAGAGAUUCCGUUUCAUCUACUAAUACGAGGCUUUGACGAGCUUAACUGCUCUCAGACAACCGUCGUCAGGACCGCAAGACCACGACGAUCUCGACAAACAAAUCAUCAAGUUAAAUCAACCAUCACGAUACUGACCACGAUUCACGACUGUUCAUAACGCUUUCUUUCUUUGCUUGCUUCAAUCAUACUUGACGACUUGUUUUAAUACGAUCACGACCCAUUUAACGUUUUUCAAGACCGUUUGUUCAUAUCAUCAAAUUCACGUACUCACAAGAAGAGAUGUCAUCACAACUCCUCUCACGAACAACUGACACCACUCGCACCCGCUCCCCGUCACCCUUCGCAACGCCCGCCGCAAAGCUUGCUAUCCCCACCAUCCGCCUUGUUGCCGCAACGCCCUUACCAGCCAACACAUCUGUCUCUCCAUGGUCUGAACCUCAGCCCCCACUUGCUCUCGCGCCCAAAGCUCCCUCAUCAGAUCCAACGCCUCGUAGGCGUCUCGUACCCAAGAAAUCAAAGCUCGGUUUACUUUCUUCACGAGAGAAUGAUUUAUCGGACGUGGUGCGCCGCGUUGGCGCCAGUGGUUCGAGGAAGACUGGGAGCGCAGGUAUCGAAAUAUAUGUCGACCCGGCUGACGAUCCCGAGAUUGCGGAGAUCGUCGUGGUGAAGAAGAAGAAGAGCCGCGUGGCCCUGGAUGGCAUGCGCUGGGGUCCCGCUCUCGGGGAGGUGACCAACGUCCCCCAUGUGAAGGAAAAGGAGAAGAAGAAGGAGAAGGAGAAGAAGAAAGACAAGGAGAAUACAUUGAAGGUGAAGGUGGAUGAGAAGGCUGGUUGGUGGACCAUUGGAAAGGGGAAGAAGGAGUCAAAGGAGAAAGAGAGAUCGAGAUCGCCUGAACCGCCCUCAGUCAAACACACCGAGUCCCGAGCGCGGUUCAACUCUCUCGACUCGGGGAUCUUGCUGAACAGCCCAGUGUUGGCUGAGCACCGCGAGUCCCCCACAGAGAGGCAGCAUCUGCGUGUGCCGACGCCGCCGUCAGCGACGCUUGCGUCCGCUGCAAAUGGCGCCACGCUUGCUCCACCAGGCGCUGCCCCCCUCGGCUCCGGCAAAGGUAGCGUCGCUCUCCGAGCAAUGCGCUCUGUCCGCUCUCUCGCACGUAUCGGAUCUUGGGCACAGCUCAAGAACAUGCCCGCACCCGAUGACACGCCUCAACCUACUCCUCCUGUUAUCAGCGAGCCCAAGAAGAAGAAGAAAAAAAAGGACAAGGGUCAAAACAAGGAGAAAGAAAAGGAGACAGAGAAAGAGAAAGACAAGGCUGCAACCGUGCGCUACUCCGGCAGCAGCUUCGAAGCAGGGGCACUUAGUGCAAGCCCUGACGAGAAAACCUCUAGAGCAACUCUUGGCAAGAAGAAGUCAAUCCUUGGGCUGGGCCUCCCCUCCUCGAUGCGUCUUCCAUCUCUGCGAAGCGGAUCUACGGCAUCAUCAAUUGUAGCCGCUCAAGCGCAGAGGUCCAAUAGCCUGUCGGUGGACCCGCCUGCCACGUUCGGAAUUCUUGCCAGACCGAGGACGGGAUCCACCAUGACAGCGAGUAGUGCUGGGAGUGUAAGGCCUAUUUCCGUAUCUUCGGGAGGGUCUUCUGCCGGGUGCUCAGUGAGGUGGGACGAGGCUGGGUUGGAAACCGUGAAGGAGGUCAGGAGGAAGGAACGCGCAUCGAAGGAGAAGGAGACGGACACCAGCAAGAAGGACAAGAAAACCAAAGGGACCCGCAAAUCUUCGGAUAGCAGGAAGAGGACGCCGCUAGCGGCGGUUUUCCCUGAACGCGAGGAAGGCAAGGAGGACAUAAAUGAGGAAGAGGCAUCUGUACUGCCAAUCGUGACCAUCGAAGAGGCAACUGUAGACGGGCACAGCGAUCUCGAGACACCGAGCAAGCGAGUACGCCCAAGGCCGCUGAGCGAGCAGCUUCUGGGCCGUGGCAGGCCCAAGGCUAUGUACGAGGACGAAAGCGACAACGCAGUUAUGUCCCUCCUGGACGCAGCAACAAACGAUCUCGCGCAGCUCAUCAACCGCCUUGAUCUCCAAGCGACGCCGGACAUGUCGCCAAUGAGUGGCCGUUCCUUUUUCGCCCCUUCCGAAGCAGGCAGCCCCACGAAACACCGCAUGACUCUAGAAAGCCCUAUCAAAGGCCUCCGCGCAAGCGCAGCGAGCGUCACUUCACUUCGCCCAUACGCCAAGACUAUAUCCACCGCGGUCCCGUCCAUCGGGCAGCACAUUGCACCUUGGGCUACGCUCAACGCUGGAAUAUCGCCUGCGAAGCCUUCUCUGUCAAGGGACGCAAAUGCUACCGUACCGGCAUUUAAGUUCACGCACAAGCGUACUAUGAGCCCAGCGCCUGCGGAAGAGCCAGAGCCAGUCUUCAAGGCACUCCGCCCUGCGACAAGCAGAGUGCCGGUGUCGGGACGCGCUGUGUUUGCAGCGCCUAUGAGGUUACCGUUCACGGGUAACGCGGAUCGUUCGCCGUCGUCACGUACCUUUGGCUCUGCGCACUCAGCGUCUAGUUCCCGUGCGUCACUGGGUGCAAGUCCCGUGUUCAAGAAGGCAAGAGGACACGAGAGGAAGCAGUCAUCACUCGUGCCUAAUGAGCAUGCACGGUUGCAGUUGCGUUGCGAUGCCACCGAUGGUAUUCCGACACCGCCUGACAGCCCGAGCCUGCUGAUUCUCCCUGAUGCACGCCGGAACCUCGGUCUCGCAGGAACGUUGGGCGGGUCCGUGGGAGAACAAGAGCUGGAUGCGAGUGAUCCUGACUCUGACAUUCCUGAUGAAUUGCAGAUAAUUUUGUCCAACUCGGAUCAAGAAGCGGAUGAUACUUUGUCGUUCAAUCCUAACCUGAUGAUCGCGCACCCACCGCUGCCCUCGCCUGGCCUGCCGCCCGAGAUGCCACUCCCCUCACCCAAAGGCUCAGUUAUCGAAACUCCUGUGUUCCGCGCCAAAGUCAUUAACGAGGACGAUCACCAUGCUGAUAUUGAAGAGGCUGGGAUGUCCUCUGAGGACGAUACCAAGAAGUCCUUUGACUUUACGGGCGAGCUGCAGAAGCUCAACGAGUCUGGCGGGUCUGACAGGCUUAGCUUCGUUGAGCAGCUCGAGAACGCAUUCCGCACUCCUGCCAAGAUUGAUUUGCGGUAUGACUUUGACCUGCCACCUGACGCUCCGCCUGUGCCCAAGAUCCCGUCAUUGCAAGCGGAACUGGAGCGUGCGGGAGAUAGCACAUUUAGCGUGGACUUUGUAUCGCAGGAGUUCUUGCCUCAAGGUUUCCCGAUGGAUGUGGAUGUUGAACCAUCGCUGCUUCCUGGAACGGAUAGCUUUGCCACGACGAAUGAUGGGGAGGAUGAGGACUUCCUUUGUGCAGAGCAGUCUCGAGGCUUGAGGAACGCCAAGUCCAUGAAUUUGCGACCAUCAGAUGGACGGCUCAAUAGGGACUUCAAGUUUGGUGGCAUACCAUCGUCUGCACCCUCUGUUGAAAAGAAGGAGGAGCCACUUACCCUUUCGGACAUCAUUCCUCCUUCGGCUAUUGCCAAGUCCCUCUCCGCAACUUCGCUGGCUGGUGACGAGUCCGCCGUUCUCAACUCCAUAUUUGCAAAGGCUAUUGAGAUCCCCUCGCCUCCAUCCCGCGUCCGCCUCGAUUCAGACGCUAGCUCGAAGUUCAUCGGACGCUCGACUGCGCGUUCUUCCCAUGUCCCAGGCCACUACAGACACUCUUCAGAAUUGAGCUUUGCGGGCUUUGACUCGUUUGCAGAGGUGAGAAGAGGAUUCGAGUUCCAUGACCAUCGUCCGAAUUUCUACCCUCCGCCGGGAGCCACUUCGCGUGUCAAGCACAGCAGGUACUCGUCCGAGUUCAGCAUUGCGUCUAUCUCGUCAUAUGGACAGGUUAUCAAUCAUGGGUCGACGGAUCCUUUCGACUAUGGACCACCACUCCCAAGCCUUCGGGAGCGUCCUUCAUCAGACGAAUUCUCUUUCACCAUGUCUUCUCUUAAUGACACGUUCUCCUUUAUCCACAAGCAGCCUCGCAGGCGACGUGUUGACAGCGAUGCCUCGAGCUUUUACUUCCGUGCUCCAGCGCACUCCCAGUUACACCCGUACAAUCGUGUUACUACUCAUCGUCGCCACUCAUCAUCAGCCUCCGUCGCAUCGUUAUGUCCACCAAUCAGCUUGUUCAACCGCAACAGCUAUGGACACCGCCGCUGCAGUGACUCGAGCGGUAGCAUGAGCAGCGUUUUGCAAUCGUACGCUCGUGGCGCGCGUGCUUCGUGGGCUAGGCAUCGCUCCGAUUUUUCCGUCGAUUCCAUGCUCAGUGACGACUUCUCGGGGGUUCAUCUUGGGAGACCAGGGCUGGGAGACAAGAUGCUCGACUCUGCAUUGGAUCGUGGGAUGCCACUUACCGCCAUUUCUGCGUCACCGCCUGAAAGCCCUGCCGGGAGCGCCCGAAGCGAGCAGUUCCGGAGUGAUCAAUACACGAAUCGCUUGUCCUAUGAUUCGAUCUUGGGCAUGGACCAGGAGCCUCAGCUGGUUUCCAACAUGGACGACUCGCUCUUUGAGAAGACUGGCCACAGGACAUCGGUCUCUUCGUCUGACUCUGCGUUCUUUGGCGUGGACUCCUCGCAUGCGCCGCCUCAAUUCAAACGGUUAUCAAGCUAUAGCAUUGCCAGUGUUCACAGUCCGCAGAAAGAAGAUGACACCAUGAUCAGCAUGCUUGGUGGUGGCUACGUUCGACGCCGCUCCGUAGGAUCCACGAUCGAAACUUCGCCUUGUCGCCAAGUUGAAAAAAGGAAACACGUCGGAUCUGACGUUCCUCGGCCAAAUAUCCGUCGCAAGGGCGAUGAUUACGAAUCUCCGAAGAGGCGAGUUCUUGAAAGCAAGCCAUCGAUCGCUUCGACUGCGCACUCAGAAAAGUUCGGUGACGAGCGCAUGAUUAGAGCAAAGCACGGUCUUUUGGAGAGGCAGAGUCUGGAGGUCACGGCGUUGAUCGCAGAAGGAGAAGAUCUGUCAAGAUCUUUCCGUAUACCUGUCUUCACCCGCCCUCCUGCAGGCCGUUCUCGUUCCAGCACUUGUACAUCUAUGAGUUCUGGUGCUGAUACGCCUCCACUUUCUAUCUCGGAUGGCUAUUCCUCGUUCUCGGAGGGCUCGCAGUCUAGCAUUGACCUCUCGCAUGUCAACUACAUGCUUUCCAACACCACUCACCCUCUUUCGAACGCUACCUUGGACAGAGUCCGACCACGCGCUCGCGGCCACGGUCACCAACGACGGAUCUCUCAAGCCCGUGCAUCACGGACUUCCAUUUACGAGACCAUCGAGGAGGAAUUCACGGCAUCUUCUUCGACUUCGUUCCCUCAGUCGCUUCUAGGUUCUUCAACGAAGACUACUCAACUUCCUGAUUCGGCGACAAAGACAAUUGGUCGUGCUCCCGUAUUUGUUGCUGAUCCCGAGACUGCAUCUGUGGAUUCAGUGUCAUUAUGGGAUGACGAGAGGGGCAUUAUGGCGUUACGCAAGUACUAUGCGCUUCGCGACGAAGUUCAAGAGACAGUGACAGAGAGCCAGCGGACCUGGCUUGACACGCCGUUCUCCGUCUUCGCGGUUCAAUCAUUUGAUCCUCCUUGUCAUCCUUCCGGCAUGCAAGCGCUCUUGGAACAUUCACUGCAGAACUACGGGCCUUUGCCUUCGGAUUUGCGCCCACGGCGCAUGCGUUCUCGCGUCAACUCUCGACCCUCGCCCUACCCCAGGACCAUGAAGACUUCAUUCACGUCUUCUCCGGCCACCGAGCAAGUGAGGGCGGCCAUUGUUGCAGCUGUCGCAGAAAAUGCUCCCAAUGACAACAUGCGCGCCCAAGGUCAACCUAAGGCGCUGCAGCAGAUUUCCGUCAACCCUAACAUCAUGUCGUCUGCUUUCGAGAACACCAAGGCAGGCGAAAUCAUGAAGGACGCAGCAAUGUCGCCUGGUAAACUCGAGCGCGUGUUUGGCCUCCCACCCCGUCCCCGUGUGGGCUCGGUCGCGCGAAGAGCUGCCUUGGGUUGGGCGAAGAGGAGCUCUACCCGCACUGGGAUGGAGAAUAAGGAAAAUGCCAGCUUCGCUAACCUCUCUCUGGCAACUGUUCCUAGUAAUACGUCGCAAGGCUCGAUCAUGACGCCGUCGGAAACAUUAAGACUCAACCGGCCCCGUCCUCGGGGAAGGCCCACUCCUGCUUCGGUGAGGCCCAUCCGUAUUUGACAGGGCUUAAAAACCUGUCGUCGUUGUCCUAUUUAUUACCAUUUGCUCCCACCCGAUCACCUAUGUUAUGAUUCUAUGCCAUAUCCUUUCUUGCCUUUCUGAUACAAUCAAGCUCAUUGAUGCGCCUUAUAUUACAACCACUGUUCGUAUGGUUGAUCUCCCACGAUUGCCGGAUUCUCGGUGAUAGUGUUCUGUGCAGCUACAUAGAGCAAUAAAUAAAGUAAAUUUCUUGAAA
Suillus clintonianus is the source of this 6644-nucleotide messenger RNA. RefSeq lists its product as uncharacterized. The record is from RefSeq and is a predicted model, not a curated record. The transcript has 8 exons. NCBI's taxonomy places the organism in Eukaryota, Fungi, Basidiomycota, Agaricomycetes, Boletales, Suillaceae. The coding region runs from base 437 to 6409 and encodes 1990 amino acids.